Desarmillaria tabescens is the source of this 3088-nucleotide messenger RNA. RefSeq names its product HECT-like ubiquitin-conjugating enzyme-binding-domain-containing protein. The record is from RefSeq and is a predicted model, not a curated record. Gene Ontology annotation, molecular function: cyclin binding; ubiquitin protein ligase activity; ubiquitin conjugating enzyme binding. Gene Ontology annotation, cellular component: ubiquitin ligase complex; nucleus; cytosol. Gene Ontology annotation, biological process: protein autoubiquitination; proteasome-mediated ubiquitin-dependent protein catabolic process; protein polyubiquitination. The coding region runs from base 124 to 2949 and encodes 941 amino acids. Lineage: Eukaryota; Fungi; Basidiomycota; Agaricomycetes; Agaricales; Physalacriaceae. The transcript has 8 exons.
AAGAGAAAAUUUUUUUUUUGAAUUUGAAAUCGAAAUCGAUCUUAUAUGGACAGGAGUCGGGUUAGGGUUACUCGUGGAUAGUCUAGACCCAUCACUCUAUACCUUGUUGUGUCGUCUACCUCGAUGGCUACGCUUACUAGGGUCCGUGAGCGUGUGCAACCGCAAAGACCUCUCGUCGAUACUGAGAUACCUAUGCCAUUUCCGAGAGAAUUGCUCCAGAGGGAGGAGCACACAGUCCAGGAAGGAAGAUCGUCCGUUGAAGAGGUUGAGGAAAGAGCGUCCCGUGUGUCUGAGUCGUCGGAUGGCCACCAGAGUGGGACCGUCGAGCUGAUGCCGUCCAUUGCUCUCGUCGAGAGAUCAUGCCUAAUGACCCUCAAUAAUCUGCUUUCUGUGCCAACCAGGUGGAAUCCAAUCGUUCCAGAUCGCCGUCACUCAAUGCCAUCCACGCCGCAUACGUCUGUGACCCAGGGUGACGCUGAAUCAUCAUCCUUGGCGUUACAGACGUUGGUGUCGAACCUGCGGAACAGAGACGCUGGUGACAUGAUGGUUGAGGUGGCCCAUACAGACGUUGAUUUAAUUAGUGAGCUCAAGACUCGGGUGGAAGGUAUAUCAACUUCCCUUGAUUCCAGCGACGCGCAGUUGGCCACGACUCUAGUUUCUCUCCUGUCCCAUCUCAACCGUCUCGGUUCUCUUCAUUCUCCCCCAUCGCAAAGUCGUAUUACUCCUUCAAAUUCUUGGCAUUCUACCGAACCUGCGGAUAUAUUCGAUACCCUGACGAGGCAGCUCAGCGACCUUCAAAUUGAACGGCAGAGGGACGUCAUACCCACUGGAUCUCCUCCCGUUCUUGCUGUAGAGAGAGCUUUACUCUGGUCUAGAAUCGACGAAGAGCUGGAAAGCGUGGUGACGAUGUGCAAGGAGCGCACGAUGGUCGAUCACCUCCCUCCUCAAUACGAUCCUGCGGAUUAUCAGUACGACCUGCCACCAGAAUACGAAUACGGUCCACGAACAUCCAUCGAUGAUUCCAAACAGCGACCGUAUUCUAUGCAUUCACCCACGACCCCCACGACUCCAAUGAAUGAAAAGAUGAGGUUGGAUUUUGAGGCGGUUACGAUGGCAAUUGACCGGCUUUACAUGGUGGCUCCACAGUUGCACAACCAGCGUGUCGAGCUUAAAUCCAGCAAAGUGGCACAGAUGGAGAAGGCUAGGAAAGAGGGCUCUUCGGUUUCACGAGGAAAGCAGAAACAAGGAGAUAUCCGCGAGCUGGAGGGUAUCUUUGAGAUGCUUGGGAAGGCAACGCAACGAUCAAUGAAGGAUCAGUCUGUCAUUAUAGAGGGUGGAAUGAAGAGCCGUUUCGAGAAGGCUCGGUUGCGUGAUCAGGCCAAGCGUGAAGCUUUUGUAGAGCAUCUCGCAGAACAUUCCAAUGCUGGUCGCUUACAUUCCCAAGAUGCUGUUCUCCAACCAAAGACAAAAGAUCCCAAUGCCAUGCUCACACUUCCAGAAUUCAUACGAGAAGCUGUCCCAGAAUCAAUGCGUACUCAAGACCCGACAGCACUCCUUACCCUUCCAGAAUUUGUCAAGGAAGCGCCUCCACCUCACAUUGUCCCUCCGCCAUUGACAGCUUCUACAUCACUACCUCCCGCAAGUUUCGGACGAUUCAAAUCGAAGAAGAAGAACAGAGAUCGAAGCAUGUCUGCACCUUCGUUAUCGUGGCUGCGAAGCUCGUCAUCGCGUUCUGCAAGUGCUGAAGCCAGAUCAAAGGAAGCAUCAAGGUCAUCAACUCCCCGGCUAGAGUUCGAAGUCAACUAUAUCGCAGAGAACCAUGAGACCCUGCAACAUGUCCUAGUCUUUCUCUCCGUGACAGGCGCUGUCCCUGGCGUAGACAUCGAAGCAGAGGUUAUACCUUCUUUACCCGACAAACACCUUGGCGGCGGUGACCAUCUUGUCGUGAAAAGCGGACCGUACACCUCUUUGCCGCUGAAACUUCCCGGACUUGUUCUACCUGGAAAGAAAGAGAUCAAAGUGCAAGGCGGACAUUACGAAAUCAAACUUGCCACGUUGAACACCUUCACUCCUUCUCUACAACCGACACCUCUCCUCGACGCAUCCCAACUAUCAGCAUCCAGCCCGACCAGUUUCAUAUGUGCAUCAUGUUCGCUUCCCUUAAUCCAAUCCUCCCGUAUAACCCAGUAUCGCGAUUUACCCUCGGAGCAUUGGCAGGAGCUUGUGGAUGCGUGGAUGUGUCAUUCCGACCAGAAACUUCAUGAGCACAUAGCAAAAAAUGGAAGAGGGUUCUGGCCUGAGUGCGGCCAAGCACUCGUCGGAGGCAGCUACAUUCUUUUUGAAGAGUCUGCCAUGUCAAAGACGAACCUAUACCCCGCUGACACGGCAAAGAGAGCCGAUGAUUGGCAACCUGUUCGGUGUCUCUGUGGUGCUGUCGUCGGACGAUGUCAAGAGCACCGAUCUAAUUCUGUUUCUUUGGUUUAUCGUAUGUUGAAGUACGCUAUACGGCCCGUCAGUCCGACCACUGAGCCUGUCAAACUGCCCUUGUCUGCUUUCAUUGUAGAGGAUAUGCAAGAGUUUGUGCAGGCUCAUGCUUCGUAUCGAUUCAUCGUUUUGGAUGAAGAAGACGAACGUCCUCGUAUCCUGAUGUGGUUAUUCAAACCUAGUAUCCAACUAGCAUAUGCCAUCCGAAGUCAGUACGCGCUCCCGAAAACUGCCUCGAUACAGGCCGCGAAAGUGCUAUUCAAACUUUUGGGACCCACCGAAGAAACGUCUAAUCUCAAAAGUAUCUUGGACAAGUACCCAGGUUUUCCGCAAGCGGAGUACCUCUUCUAUCCCAUGAAUAUCUGCAGGCGGUUGGCUGGACUGCUCCGGGAGAGCAAUUUAUCUUAUCCUGAAAGUAUGCGGACGAUGACGGGGUUGGACGUUGGAUGGUUGCAUAGGGCAUAAUGCAUGGCAUAUCUCACUCAUCUGUAUUCAUUCGUUAAGGUGUACUGACUCUCUUUUGGAUAUUCAGCAAUGUUGUUUAGAUCUAAUUAUUGUUGGCGUAAUAGCAUAAUUAUUAUCAUCAGUCUUAUCUAAAGAGGCC